AUGAUAUUUAUCGGGUGCACAUGUGUUUACAUCACUAUUUUAGAUUCUUCUUAUAAUAUUUUCGAACCAUAUCAUUGCAUAUCUAUCUAUCUAUCUAUCUAUCUAUCUAUCUAUCUAUAUAUCUUGUUCUUCAUGUCUCGCACCUCUCGCCUGUGGAGCUCCCUUCCCUUCUCCUGUUUCCCUCGUCAAACAUUUUUUUUUUUUUUUUUUUUUCUUUCUUUCUUUCUUUCUUUUUUAUUUCCUCUUGUUUCUUUCAUUUUGUUUUCUUUCUUUCUUCCCUUAUCUUCUUUUCCAUUCUUUUCUUUCUCCUCUUCUUCUUUCGUCUCUUCUUUUAUUCUCCUUUCUUCUCCUUUGAUGUUUCUUUCUUUCUUGAUUUCUUUCUUUCUUUCUUUCCUUCCUGUCUUUCUUUCUUUCUUUCUUUUUGAUUUCCUCUUGUUACUUUUAUUUUGUCCUCUUUCUUUCUUCCCUUAUCUCCUUUUCCAUUCUUUCUUUCUCCUCUCCUUCUUUCGUCUCUUCUUUCAUUCUCCUUUCUACCCCUUUUCUGUUCUUUCUUUCUUGAUUUCUUUCUUGAUUUCUUUCUUUCUUUCCUUCCUGUCUUUCUUUCUUUCUUUCUUUCUAUCUUUUAAAUUUCCUCUUGUUUCUUUCAUUUUGUCUUCUUUCUUUCUUCCCUUAUCUCCUUUUCCAUUCUUUCUUUCUCCUCUCCUUCUUUCGUCUCUUCUUUUAUUCUCCUUUUUUCUCCUUUGA
Messenger RNA from Acanthosepion pharaonis, 744 nucleotides. The record is from the annotation of a GenBank genome assembly. NCBI's taxonomy places the organism in Eukaryota, Metazoa, Mollusca, Cephalopoda, Sepiida, Sepiidae.